Coniophora puteana RWD-64-598 SS2 is the source of this 2753-nucleotide messenger RNA. RefSeq names its product glycoside hydrolase family 3 protein. Gene Ontology annotation, biological process: glucan catabolic process. The transcript has 13 exons. Lineage: Eukaryota; Fungi; Basidiomycota; Agaricomycetes; Boletales; Coniophoraceae. The coding region runs from base 60 to 2633 and encodes 857 amino acids. The record is from RefSeq and is a predicted model, not a curated record. Gene Ontology annotation, molecular function: beta-glucosidase activity.
CAAGGGCUGAGUUCACGACCCCUCGAUAACCCCUAUCUCUUCGACUCUACGAUUCCGACAUGCCUCCCUCCGACUUUGCCAAGGCUGAUGUCGACGACAUCGUUGAGAAGCUCACCAUCGAGGAGGCCAUCCUCCUCACUGCUGGUGUCGGCUUCUGGCACACCCACGCCGUGCCUCGCCUAGGCAUACCCGCUAUCAAGAUGUCCGAUGGCCCCAACGGCCUCCGCGGCAACCACUUCUUCAUGUCCACGCCCGCCAAAUGUCUCCCAUCCGCGACCGCCCUCGGUGCUACCUGGGAUCGCGAGCUCAUCGAGGAGGUCACGCUCCGUCUCCUCGCCGGAGAGGCCAGGACCCGUGCCGCCCCGCUCGCGCUCGCGCCGACGUGCAACAUCCAGCGUAAUCCGCUCGGAGGACGUGCGUUCGAGUCGUUCUCAGAGGAUCCUGUGUUGUCCGGGACGAUCGCUGCUGCCUACGUCAAGGGCGUCCAAAGGGGCGGCAUCGGUGCCGUUAUCAAACACUAUGUCGCAAACGACAAAGAAAACGACCGCAUGGCAUACGACAGUGUCCUCAGCGAGCGUGUCCUUCGCGAGGUCUAUCUCAUGCCAUUCAUGCUUGCUCAAAAGCAUGCAAAGCCUUGGUGCUUCAUGACUUCGUACAACCGUGUCAACGGCACGCACGCGUCCGAAAACAAGCACCUCAUCCAGGACGUUCUCCGUAACGAGUGGGGCUUCGAGGGUCUCGUCAUGAGUGACUGGUUCGGUGUCUACAGCAUCGACCACGCCAUCAACGCCGGUCUCGACCUCGAGAUGCCGGGCACAAACAAGUGGCGCUCGCUCGACCUAAUGCUUCGUUCCAUCGGUUCGCGCAAGAUCACCGCGCGCACCGUCAAGGAGCGUGCCCGCAAGGUUGUCGAGCUUGCCAAGCGUUGUGCGACGGAGUGCCCCGAGAUUCUGGAUGGUGAUGGUAUUGAGCGUACCGUCGACCGCGACGAGGACCGUCAGCUCAUGCGCCAGCUCGCUGCCGAGUCGAUCGUCCUGCUCAAGAACGAGACCGGUAUUCUCCCUAUCAACCGCGGCUCGCUCAAGGGCAAGAAGGUCGCCAUCGUCGGUGGAAACGCCAAGGCGGUCGUUCUCUCCGGUGGAGGCUCUGCUGCUCUCAAGCCCUCGUACUUUAUCAGCCCCUACCAGGGUAUCACUGCUGCUCUUCCUGAAGGCGUCGAGGUGCUGUACAGCGAGGGUGCCACCACGUACAUGGAGAAGCCCACGCUCGACUACGAGAUGCUCACCGAGGACGGCAAGCCUGGCUGGACGGCCGAGUGGUUCGCGCACGAGAAUGACGAGAGUAUGACUGCCGUCGCGCAGCCGAUGGAGACGCGGUACGUCGAUGAGACGCGCAUCUUUAUUAGCACGUCGUAUCCCAACGGCAUCACCUUCCGCUGGACGCAGCGUCUCACGGGCUACCUCAAGCCUCGUGAACGCGACUGCGACUUCGAGUUUGGGCUAUCUGUCGCUGGUCGUGCCAAGCUCUACGUUGACGGCAACCUUGUCAUCGACAAUUGGACACGCCAGCGCCGCGGCACCUCCUUCUUUGCAAGCGGAUCCGCCGAGGAGCGUGGCACGUACCCGCUCAAGGCCGGUGUCAAGCACAAGAUCGUCGUCGAGUGGUGCAAUGUCCGCGCACCCGCUGACGGGGACGAGGAGCAGCAAGUCAUGGACACCAAUCCCGGUGUCCGUCUCGGCGGCUCCGAGGUUACCGCGCCCGACGUGCUCAUGGCCGAUGCCGUGGCGUUCGCGAAGCAGGCAGACGUCGUCAUCGCCGUCGUGGGUCUCAACGCCGACUGGGAGACGGAGGGCUACGAUCGCGACACGCUCGCGCUCCCCGGGCGGACGGACGAGCUCAUCGAGAAGGUCGUCGCUGCGAACCCGAACACCGUGGUCGUGACGCAGAGCGGGUCGAGCAUCACCAUGCCCUGGGCGGACAAGGUCAAGUCGAUCGUGCAUGCGUGGUACUUGGGCAACGCCACCGGCGAUGCUAUCGCAGACGUGCUCUUCGGCGAGAAGAACCCGAGCGGGAAGCUCUCGCUCACGUUCCCCAAGCGGCUCGAGGAUAUCGCGGCGCACGGCCACUUCCACUCCGAACACGGCAAGGUCUGGUAUGGAGAGGAUAUCUACGUUGGGUACAAGCACUUCCACCAACGCGGCAUCGAGCCCGCAUUCCCCUUCGGGCACGGCCUCUCGUACACCUCCUUCGAGUACUCGGGCCUCAAACUCUCCGCGCCCUCGGUAUCCAACGGCGAGUUCAGCCUCGCCGUCUCUCUCACCGUCAAGAACACGGGCACGCUCGCGGGCUCGGACGUCGUGCAGGCGUACGUGUCCAUGCCGAGCACGUCGGAGCUGAGCCACGUGCCGCUGCAGCUGCGCGGGUUCGCCAAGGUGAAGGACCUCGGCGCGGGGCAGAGCGCGCAGGUGAAGAUCGAGCUCGACAAGUACGCGGUGUCGUACUGGGAGGAGCGCAUCUCGCGCUGGGUCGUCGAGAAGGGCGAGUACGGCCUGCAUGUGGGUGCAAGUAGUGGCGAUCUGGCGCUCGGCCAGAAGUUUACGAUUCAGAAGGGCUUUGAGUGGAACGGUCUGUAAGGUGGACGCCGGUGCUCCAGGGACUCGGCGGGGAAAAUGGAAUAAGGAUUUUGCUGUAUACUGUACCAAUCAAAAUGGUGUAUUGUCAGCUGGCUGAAGGUCAAGACAUGUCGUCGUAAC